ACGGGUCCGUCGUUUGACAGCUCGAUCACGGUGGUGUGCGCGCGACGUACGUACGCUCGUAUCCGUUUGCGCCGCGUUUCCUCAUCUCCCACUGGUCGCGAUCUUCGAUCGCGGUGAGACGACGCUCUCUAGAGAGACGGGGGUAGUAACGAUAACGAACGAUAACGAGAAGUUACAAAGAAGCCUCUCCCUAAGUCGCUGACGACGACUAUGUCGGCGAUGCCGCGAUGCGGCUACGCUUCGGCUCGCCGGCACUCACGAUGGUGCCUAGUUGUGGCGAAACGAGAUCAGUAGUGAUGUGCCUAAAAGCGGACGCGAUUACGCGAUCGACGUGCGUGGAAAUGACAUUGUGUCUGAGAAAAUGAGAGGGAAAUGAGAGUGCAACUCUCGUGGAGAGUUCUUAACUAAUUAAGAGUCAGGAAGAUUGUAAUUUCUCAAGAGCGAAGGAGAGAGAACGAAGGUAAAAGAGAACGAAAGAGGAGAACUACGUUCUUCCUUCCGUUCCCGGAGUGAUUCGUGGGGAUCGCGUGAAAGAAACGAAAGGCAACCGGCCGAUCGAUGUGUUAUUUGUGAUGGGAGUGCCUGCGCGGGGAGCACUCGCGGCGAUCGUGGCUGUAACCGCGCUCGCCGUGUAUCUCAACAGUCUUGGAUGCGGUUUCGUCUUCGACGAUAUUUCGGCGAUCAAGGAUAACCGCGACCUCAGGCCCCAUACGCCCCUCAAGAAUGUCUUCUACAACGACUUCUGGGGUACCCCGAUGCACAAGGAACAGUCGCACAAAUCUUAUAGACCACUUUGCGUUCUCACAUUUCGAUGGAAUUACCUGAUUCAUCAACUAGAUCCUAUGGGAUAUCACCUGCUAAAUGUUAUUCUACAUGUUGGAGUAUGUCUAUUAUAUUUCAGGACCUGUUUGAUGUUUCUACCAGAUGCAGCAAGUUUUGUGUCAUCUUUAUUUUUUGCUGUACAUCCUAUACACACAGAAGCAGUCACAGGUGUAGUUGGUAGGGCAGAAACUUUAUCCUCUUUAUUUUAUCUGGCAGCUUUAAUCACGUACACUAAAUGUUGCAAAAGCAAGAGAUCUACAGGGUGGAAAUCCUUGAUGUUAUCUAUGUUUUUUGUAUUUACUGCAAUGUUGUGCAAGGAACAAGGAAUUACAGCCACAGCAGUUUGUGUAUUGUAUGAAAUUUUUGUUGUACAAAAGGUUAGAGCAAGGGAUAUUUUCUUAGCACUAAAGUCAGCUUUUGGUGGUAAUAAAAUUUCACCUGCAUGGUCAGGCGAGGGUACAAAGCGUUUGACCGCUCUUACACUUGUUACAUUUAGCCUGCUUAUUCUACGGUUACAUAUAAUGGGCUCAAAGUUACCUGUAUUUACCAGAUUCGACAAUCCUGCAUCAGUUGCUGUGACACCAACAAGACAGCUUACAUAUAAUUAUCUUGCUGCAGUGAAUCUAAGACUGCUAUUUCUUCCAAGUGAUUUAUGCUGUGAUUGGACAAUGGGGACGAUACCAUUAGUAGAAAGCUUUGCCGAUGUUCGUAAUCUCGCAACUUUAGGUACUCAUGGAACUGUAUUAGGAUUGCUUGUGACAGCUGUUGUAACACGUAGCAGACAAACGUCAGUUAUUCUCAUUAUGAGUUUAGCUAUGAUGAUACUCCCUUUUUUACCUGCGUCGAAUCUUUUUUUCCCGGUUGGAUUUGUAAUUGCUGAAAGAGUGUUGUACGCACCAUCCAUGGGUUUUUGCAUGCUUAUUGGAUAUGGAUGGAGCAUUUUAGCAGACAAGAAAUGCAAGAAACUGGUGUUAUUUUUACUUAUAACGCUUCUGGCAGCGCAUACGACGAAAACAUUUGUUAGAAAUUACGAUUGGUUAGAUGAAUAUUCGAUAUUCAUGUCUGGCUUGAAAGUAAACGAUAGAAAUGCCAAAUUAUUUAAUAAUGUAGGUCAUGCAUUGGAAAGCCAAGGUCGUUUUAAAGAAGCAUUAAAUUUUUUUAAUAUGGCUGUACAAGUUCAGGGCGAUGAUAUCGGAGCACACAUUAAUGUCGGACGAACAUAUAAUCAUCUGAAAAUGUUCAAGGAAGCUGAAGAUGCGUAUUUAAAAGCCAAGUCAUUAUUACCAAAAGCGAAACCGGGAGAAUCUUAUCAAGCGCGUAUAGCACCAAAUCAUUUAAAUGUGUUUGUUAAUUUGGCCAAUUUAAUAGCUAAGAAUGCAACUAGAUUAGAAGAGGCUGAUUUAUUAUACAGACAAGCGAUCAGUAUGCGCGCGGAUUAUACUCAAGCAUAUAUUAAUCGCGGCGAUGUUUUAAUUAAACUUAAUCGUACAAAGGAAGCUCAAGAAGUUUAUGAGCGAGCACUAUUUUAUGACAGUAAUAAUCCUGAUAUCUAUUAUAAUCUUGGUGUUGUAUUUUUGGAACAAGGAAAAGCAUCUCAAGCUUUGGCAUAUUUGGAUAAAGCUUUAGAGUUUGAUCCAGAACAUGAACAAGCAUUACUGAACUCUGCUAUAUUACUUCAAGAAUUGGGACGAGCAGAAUUACGUAAAGUAGCUAGAGAGAGACUUCUGAAGCUUUUACGGAAGGAUUCUAAUAACGAGCGUGUACAUUUCAAUUUGGGAAUGUUGGCCAUGGAUGAUCACGACAGUGCUAGCGCGGAACGUUGGUUUCGCAAUGCCGUUGCGUUGAAGGAAGACUUCCGUUCUGCGUUGUUCAACCUCGCAUUGCUAUUGGCAGAUGAGCAGCGUCCGCUCGAAGCAGCACCAUUUCUGAAUCAAUUGGUCAGAUUUCAUCCUGAUCAUGUGAAAGGCCUAAUCCUUUUAGGGGACAUUUAUAUCAAUAACAUAAAGGAUUUAGAUGCUGCAGAAAAUUGUUAUCGCAGAAUAUUGCAAUUGGAUCCUACCAAUAUUCAAGGAUUGCAUAAUUUAUGCGUCGUGAUGGUGGAACGGGGUAAAUUGGGUUUAGCAGCGCAGUGUCUGGAACACGCAGCCGCUCUAGCACCACAUCAGGAUUACGUGCAGAGGCAUCUUUCGAUCGUGAGAACCCGUAUUAGUCGUCUACCACCGGAUCAGCGCGAUACCGAUGUUUUCGAUGAUUCCUUUUGGAGCAGUAAUGUGAAGGACAGACCUUUCAAUACCGUCGAGCCAUCAAACGGACAGUUUAUAGAAAAGACCGAGUCCGUUUUUUCGAAUCACGCGACAGUUCACAAUCACAUAGGAAGUAAGCAGAGCAAUAUCGAUUCCCUGAAUAAUCACAUUAUACAUUUAAAGGGUCCAUCAAAACCUGCCCGAGCGAUGAGCGGUGCCAGUAUGACGGAAACAAAAGAACAGAAUCCCAAACAAGCAACAGUCCCUGAAUUGAGUAAAAUUGUGGAACCUACCACGGACAGGGUUUUCGAUAGGGUUAUAAGUGCUGAUAUAACGAAAUUAGAUAUCACGCAGAAACACGGCUCGAAACAUGCGACAUCCGACCAGUUCAAUCAGAGUGCCGCCACAACGAUCAGCAGCAAACAAGGAAUGAAGCAAACAAAAGACAGCGCGUUGUCAUAGUAUUAAUGUAAAAUCCGCCGAAUACUGUAAAGUUAUAUGCAUAUAACGAAAGAUUAUGGUGGUACAGUCAUAUAGAGCUAAUGUGUGAAUAUAAAAUAAAUACAGAGUAUUGUUUUAUAUGCUGUAUAAAAAUAGGACAUUUUAUAAAAUAUAUUUAAAAGAAUUGUG
Molecule: messenger RNA, 3695 nt
Organism: Cataglyphis hispanica
Lineage: Eukaryota; Metazoa; Arthropoda; Insecta; Hymenoptera; Formicidae
Product: protein O-mannosyl-transferase Tmtc3-like
Exons: 13
Coding region: 573-3527 (984 amino acids)
Biological process (GO): protein O-linked glycosylation via mannose
Cellular component (GO): endoplasmic reticulum
Molecular function (GO): protein binding; mannosyltransferase activity
Source: RefSeq, a predicted model, not a curated record